Phytophthora nicotianae INRA-310 is the source of this 210-nucleotide messenger RNA. RefSeq lists its product as hypothetical. The transcript has a single exon. Lineage: Eukaryota; Oomycota; Peronosporomycetes; Peronosporales; Peronosporaceae. The coding region runs from base 1 to 210 and encodes 69 amino acids. The record is from RefSeq and is a predicted model, not a curated record.
AUGGAUCCCUUUCACGUGGAUGACUCGGGCAACCGGAUCACGCUGCAAUCCCAGCUGGAGCUCGUGGACCGUGCUGAGCCGGCUCGUGUGCAGUGGAACUACUGCGACUCAGACGAAGCCCGGACCCAGCAUCUCUCGCAGGCUUUGAAGGACCGGCUUCUGGACGAGACUGAGCGGGGGCAGUACAACAUCUCGGACGACUUCCCAUGA